UACAAGUUCUGAUUCGGAACGAGGCAGUGGCAGCUUUUUUAGUUUUUUUAGCGGACUGAGAGUAGAUAUCCCAAUAAGACGACCACCUAAGUCGGAUCAAGAUGAUUCAAAGAGUGAACAUAGAGAUUCGGUACUUAUCUUUGCAGCUGAGAGUCCGAUCGCCGAAGAUUUUAAUGACGAACAUUAA
Racocetra persica is the source of this 187-nucleotide messenger RNA. NCBI's taxonomy places the organism in Eukaryota, Fungi, Glomeromycota, Glomeromycetes, Diversisporales, Gigasporaceae. The record is from the annotation of a GenBank genome assembly.